UGAAAAAUCAUCUCCAUCUCUCUUUCACGUUCCCGAGAGCUUAGUGAGCCCUCUUGCAGUGCUCUCCACUUCGGUCAUCUCCCCCCUCCAAGCAUGCGCCAUCGCUUCUAUCUGCCUACAAUCGUCAGGGACCAAACCUUUCUCUCCUUCGUCCGCCAACGCCACCAUUCUCACCAUCAUCCAUACCUCACUCCAUCAUUACCAUCCCUUACCCCUAAGCAUGAGCCGGACCUUUCCUCAGACGCACCACCAGGUUCCUCUUCUGCUGCCUCGGAGAAGGAUAUUACUUCUGUUCUGUCACUAUUAAGAGAAGACUAUGUGGCUGUAAAGGAACAUAUAAAGGUCAUGGACUAUAAGCAAGUGUUGAAAAGAGCUGCGCAAAGACACAUGUAUAAGUGGUAUGCCAUCUUGAUAAUAGCAGGUACCCUGACCGCCCUGAUCACGGCUAAGCAUGAUGCGGUCGUCGACUUCUGUAGGCCUAUAACAGAGAAGAUCAGAAGCUGGCCGGCCGGAUGGCUGGUACCUAUUGCUAUUCUGGUUAUCGUUUCAUUCCCCCCUCUUGUAGGACAUGAAAUCAUUGGAAUUUUGUGUGGUCUAGUAUGGGGCUUGUGGGUUGGCUUUGCCAUACUUGCAGCUGGCACAUUCGUAGGAGAGAUCGCCACUUGGGUGGCCUUUAAGUGGUGCUGUCAGACCAGAGCUGCAAAAUUUGAGAAGAAGAACAGAUUAUACGCAGCCUUGACGCAGCUUAUUCGUGAAAAGAGCUUCAUGUUUGUUCUCAUUUUGCGAUUUAGUGCCGUCCCAGGCCAUAUAACAACAGCUGUAUCAGCGUCCGCCGGCGCAAACUUCUGGAGCUAUCUUCUUGCUGCUUUUCUCACUCUUCCAAAACAGUGGACGAUUGUCUACCUCGGAAAAGCCUUUGGAACAACUAACCGAACCAACACCAUCAUUUCUGUCCUCACGACAGUGCUUACCAUCCUUGCCACUGCUGUUGCUGCUGUGUACAUCUAUUAUCAAAUGCGACUCGUCAUGCGCCGAUGGACGUUGGCUUUACCGGCACAUGUGGAAAGCAGCAGCACAAGUAAUAUAACUUUGUCAGAAUGGGCGGAUGAAAAAGGCCAAGAUGGUUUAUACACUCGUCGUCGUUGGAUGGCUUCCAACGGCAGCGACGAGUAUGUCAAUAGGUGUGAGGGCCGUACGUUGACCAGAUCCUGGAGCAUGCCAGAACAUAUGAGCGAGGAGGAGCUGAAGGAGUGGGUGAAGAGUUUAGAAAAUGAGGAGUAUGCCUCAAGUGCGUCCGCCCAGCUGAGCGCGGAAACAGGGGAUGACAGUGCAUCCGAAAGCGCCGCAAACAUAAAAAUUAAUAUUCAGAUGGAGCUGGGCUCCCUUCUUCCCACUUCCUGGCCGCCAGUUACACCCAGGUUUCCUGAGCCUUCGAAUAAUGUAAUGAAAAGUCCAGGUUUAGGGAUCCCUCAAAGUGUAUCUCGGGAUUCCAACUGCUCUUCUCCUUCACCCCCUCUUCUGGAGCUCGACAAUGCUUAUACACCUACUCUGGCUAGCCGUCGACCAUCGUAUUCUCGGAGAAUACCCUCCAGUUCCUCCAUAUCUUUCGAUGUCCCCUGUACAAUUCCUGGGACGACAUGUCCACAUCGAGUGGGGGGACGUGAGGUCGCGGACGAAGCCGAUGCUUACGCCAUCGCACACGGCGCUCGUCGACCCGAAUUUCGACGCAUGCGAGGUGACUCUCGUGCUGCUCUGUUGGGUCGGCCGGUGGAUGACGCAGCACUUCAUCAGUGUGGUUCCAGUUGGAGAAGGGAAUACUCACACUCCUAUGGGCGGUCGCGCGGAAGCAGUAAUGCCACUCUGUCGAGGAGCGAUAUUGAUGAGCUGGGGCGUGCGAGGGGUGAUUCAGUUAGCACUGCUGGGACAGGAUACUCCUACGGCCCACCAACAUUAGCUGAUCUAGGAGUGGUAAGAGGAGAAGGUGGGUAUGUCAGGAUGGAUCAACCUCAGAGAGGCAAAGGCGAAAGUUCCGCUGCGGUACUCGGCGGGCUGAUAGACGAGGGGCUUAGAACUGAGAUUUCGAGGGAUAGGAAUGAUAUGGAGUCAUAUCAGAGGGAAGGAUCAACGAUAUUGAAAGGAAACGAAGGAAAAAACCAAUUAGGUGAUGAGAACGUCUGACUUUAGAGUGUCACAGAAUAUCUUACAUUAGGUCAAGGCUUUUUUUAUCUUCUUGCUGUGGGUACGUAUGUUUGUUUGUUUGUCAAUAUAGCAUACGUUUUCGUCCACGCAUUAUCAUUAGUCUUUUCUAUUUCCGUUUCUUCAGUUGUGCUGCGGUCAUUUCUGGUUUUCAUCUGCGCUAGAUCAUUUGUAGACAAUGUCAAUGUAGAGUUUCGAAUGCCUGCCAAUUUAUUUGUUUGACACAUUCCCC
Messenger RNA from Cryptococcus deneoformans JEC21, 2428 nucleotides. RefSeq names its product expressed protein. Bases 94 to 2178 code for a protein of 694 amino acids. Lineage: Eukaryota; Fungi; Basidiomycota; Tremellomycetes; Tremellales; Cryptococcaceae. The transcript is spliced from 6 exons. The record is from RefSeq and is a predicted model, not a curated record.